This is a messenger RNA of Oncorhynchus nerka (sockeye salmon), 864 nucleotides long. Its product is annotated as forkhead box protein I3-B-like. The annotation marks the transcript as partial. The record is from RefSeq and is a predicted model, not a curated record. Gene Ontology annotation, molecular function: RNA polymerase II cis-regulatory region sequence-specific DNA binding; DNA-binding transcription factor activity, RNA polymerase II-specific. Gene Ontology annotation, biological process: anatomical structure morphogenesis; regulation of transcription by RNA polymerase II; cell differentiation. The transcript has a single exon. NCBI's taxonomy places the organism in Eukaryota, Metazoa, Chordata, Actinopteri, Salmoniformes, Salmonidae.
GUAAGGGUAACUACUGGACACUAGACCCAAACUGUGAGAAGAUGUUUGACAAUGGAAACUUCCGUCGUAAGAGGAAGAGGAAGUCUGAUUUGCUGUCUGGAGGAGAGGGGGAGUCAGUGGGGCUGGAGUCAGGUGAUCCCAAUGACCCGGGGAGUCCCCAACCCCCCAGCAACCAUGGGAUCGACAUGUCCCCCACGCCAGAGAGAAUCCCCUCCCCUUCCUCCUCAGGUACCGCCCCUUGUCUGAGCAGCUUUCUGUCUGAGAUGUCUGGAGUGGCAUCUGGGGGAGCCAAUGUAAUCGGAGGAGAUUCACUGAACCAUGCCCUGCCCAUAACCCUUACCCUGGACGGGACCCAGAGGCCUACACAGCCUGGGGGUGUUGGUAGUUACUGCCCUAGCUCAGGUGCUUCGGAGUGGGCUUCCCAGCUACCGCCUCCUCCUGGCCUCUCCUCCUCGCCCACCCACUCCUCCCUGGGUUACAGCAGCCCCAUCCUCAGCCAGUUCAAUGGGCAUUUCUACCCUGGCUUGGGCUCAGCAAAUAUCCUAUACCCACGGGAAGGCACAGAGGUCUGAAGAGACUGAUAGAGAGGGAGACAGGGAUGGGCAGAAGACAACUAGAGGUCUGAAGAGACUAAAGAAAGAAGGAGAGUGAAAGAGACUUCUACCUGAGACUGAACUGUCUGCACACACACACACACACACACACACACACACACACACACACACACACACACACACACACACACACACACACACACACACACACACACACACACACACACACACACACACACACACACACACACACACAGUAGUCCGUUAGCGCUGACAGGGCAGGGCUUAGUUGCAUGUGACAGCAGGAUGA